AAAAUCACAUACACAUUCGUAUAUAAGCUUGCAUCUGUCUCGAACCGGAUCUUGCUCGGAGAGAGAGAGAGAGAUCUUUGACAUGAAAAGAGAGUGUUCCACAGUUCCCGAUUGUUCAGAAAUUGCGUGAGCUCUGGAAGAUUCUAUUCCGCCAUUGUUCAAAGCUCGAGAUAUAUCUGUCUACGUGGUUCGGUCUUCUCGUCGAAGAAUGCGGCAUCGGCGAUAUUACAUGUCGUCGGAUCGUGAUCAGGUGAUCUUCUCCGGCUGAUCCGACGGCUGUAAACACUUCUCGAUCCGCCGACCGAGGAAAAGUGUUGAUUGGUACAAAGCAUGGCGUGCAAUGCGAACAUGGCGGCCACAGCCUCUCCCGUGGCUGUGAAAGACGUUCCGAAGGAACAUAUCGGCCUUCGUAGAUCAGUGUCCUGUCAGGAUCUUGCCGUGAAAGGCUCUGGUAUUAGGAGGUCCAAUUCAGACAGCCACUUGUCUUGCCACUCUGUCAACCGGAUCCGUGCCAUGUCUCCACGUCCGGGAUUGAGGAGUAGCCGUUCCGUCGGGGCGUUUUCGUGUCAGGUAUCGAGUUCUAUAAUCCCGAACCCGAUAAAGUCUUUGCUGUUUGAUCCGGAGACAGGCGACGAGGACAGCGAUGAACUGAAUCUAGAGACAGAAAACGAACAAGUGGACGCCAAGAGGGCGAAUUGGGUGGAGAGGCUGCUUCAGAUACGGAGACAGUGGAAGAAGGAGAAGGGGACAGAGAAUUCGGAUGGCCAUGGCGUUUCAGAAGAGAAUGAUGAAGAUGUUUAUUGCUGUUGCCAUGAAGACGGGUGGGAAGAAGAGCGGCAAACCGAAGGCGACGAUCAGGAGCGAUUACAGUUCAACCAUGAAUCUUUCUCGAGGUUGCUGGUGAAGGUGCCUUGGUCGGAAACUAAGCAGAUUUCUCAGUUAGCAUUCUUGUGCAACUUGGCUUACGUUAUUCCCGAAAUCAAGAAAAAACAGGUUGAUGAUCUUAGAAGAGACUAUGGAUUAAAAUUUGUGACAUCUUCUCUGGAGAAGAAGGCGAAGGCUGCCAUACUCAGAGAGAAACUCCACCAAAACUCCAUUAGAGCCCCUGUUCCUGCCUCGGGAUCCGGGAAGAAUCAGAUACGAUCUUCCGCUGCUUACAAGAUCGCUGCUUCGGCCGCCUCUUACAUUCAUUCACAUUUCCUCUUUAUCCAGGCUUUACAAAUUGCAUUGUCCUAAGCUGCGGCUCAAGCGGCAGCCUCGACGAUGACAGCUGUGGUCGCUGCAGGCGAGGAGGAAAAGCGGGAGGCGGCUAAGGAGUUGCAGUCGCUACUGUCUUCGCCUUGUGAAUGGUUCGUGUGUGAUGAUCCAAGCACAGAUACUCGGUGCUUCGUGAUCCAGGGAUCCGAUUCUUUAGCGUCUUGGCAAGCAAACCUCUUCUUCGAGCCGACUAAAUUCGAGGGGACGGACGUGUUAGUCCACAGAGGAAUCUACGAGGCUGCAAAGGGAAUAUACGAGCAGUUCAUGCCAGAAAUAGCCGAGCAUUUGAGGAGGUACGGUGAUCGAGCCAGGUUUCGGUUUAUGGGCCAUUCUCUGGGAGGCAGUCUCUCUCUGAUCGUGAAUCUGAUGCUGCUGUCGAGAGGCGUGGUUAAACCCGAAGCCAUGAAACCUGUAGUUACCUUCGGUUCGCCGUUUGUGUUCUGCGGUGGUCGGAAGAUUCUGAACCAGCUUGGCUUGGACGAGAGCCACGUCCACUGCGUGAUUAUGCAUAGAGACAUCGUUCCACGAGCCUUCUCCUGCAACUAUCCGGACCACGUAGUUCUCAUCCUCAAGCGCCUUAACGGUUCUUUCCGGUCACACCCUUGUCUGAACAACAGCAAACUGCUCUACUCUCCACUGGGGAAAGUGUUCGUUCUCCAGCCGGACGAGAGAGUGUCGCCGCCUCAUCCGUGGCUUCCUUCGGGAAACGCUCUUUAUGUUCUCGACACUAGCCACGACUCGUACUCCCCGACUGCACUCCGGGCGUUUCUGAACCGGCCACAUCCCCUCGAGACACUGAGCCAUCCGGGGGCUUAUGGGUCCGACGGUUCAGUGCUUAGGGACCACGACUCGAGCAACUACGUAAAGGCAGUGAACGGUGUCCUGAGAGAGCACACGAAGCUGGUCAUCCGGAGAGUACGGAAGGAGCGGCGGAUGAUGUGGCCGGCGCUGACGUCAGAUCGGAGCUCCUGGAGCCACGGUGAUGGCGUGGCGGCGGCGGAGGAGAUCAUAACACGCGCCUAAUUUACGGUGUAUAUGUAUAUAUCAGCGUGUGUUUGUUUUAUGACGAAGGGAAAGAGAAUGAAUGGAGAGAAACGUAAAUAUCUCCUUGGCGUGAAAAAAUCGAAGAUCUUUAAGUAAAAUUCAAAAGUACUAAGCUUGAUUAGUUCUAAUUAAUGAUCUGUAACUAAGCUUAAAACGACAUUAAUGCAGGAUCAGUCGAGUCGACCAUUUAUUUC
Messenger RNA from Tarenaya hassleriana, 2495 nucleotides. RefSeq lists its product as uncharacterized. NCBI's taxonomy places the organism in Eukaryota, Viridiplantae, Streptophyta, Magnoliopsida, Brassicales, Cleomaceae. The record is from RefSeq and is a predicted model, not a curated record. Gene Ontology annotation, molecular function: glycerophospholipid phospholipase A1 activity. The transcript is spliced from 7 exons. Gene Ontology annotation, biological process: lipid metabolic process.